AUGGCGUCCUCCAAGGUGGCUGCGCUAAUUGAUGUCAUUGAUUGCGACGUAGAUCAUGAGCUGAACGCAGAAGACGGAGAUGCCGAGUUCGGUGGACACGAGGCACGGCAAAGGCUAGAACGCCAGCUUGUGCGUAAGAUCGACUUGCGCAUGUCGGUUCUCAUAGUCAUCUAUACUUUGAACUAUAUGGAUCGUAACAAUAUCGGUGCGGCACGACUGCGGGGAUUGGAGGCUGAUCUGGGAUUGAAAGGCCAAGAAUAUGCGACUCUCCUGUCCAUUCUCUAUGUUGGGUAUAUGAUAAUGCAAGUGCCCUCCAAUAUGGUUCUCAAUCGUCUUGGAAAGCCUUCGUUAUACCUGCCGACGUGCAUGGUCAUCUGGGGCGUGAUCUCCAUUUUGACAGGAAUCACCACAGACUUCAUCGGCGCGCUCCUCGCCCGUUUCUUCUUAGGCUUCGUCGAAGCAGCCUUUACACCCGGGGCCCUCUUUCUUCUCAGCAAGUGGUACAAGCGCAACGAACUCGGCACACGCAUAGCACUGCUGUACUGCGGGUUAUUCUUAUCGAACGCCUUUGGCGGGCUCUUGGCCUCAGGCAUCCUCGAUGGGAUGGACGGCAAGCUCGGGCAGGCCGCCUGGCGGUGGCUUUUCUACAUCGAGGGCUCGCUCACCGUCUUCGUAGCCCUCUGCGCCAUGUUCAUCCUCCCCAACUUCCCAUCCACUACGCGCUGGUUGAGCGAAGAGGAGCGCCGCCUAGCGAUGACGCGCAUGGAAGAGGACGUGGGCGUAGGGGACGAAGGUGAGACCGAGGAGGGCACACGCGCCGGUGGAUUGCGGCUAGCCCUGGGGGACUGGAAGGUAUGGUGGAUGGUCCUGGCGACGACAAGCUUCAACGUCGCCUUGAGCUUCAAUGCUUACUUCCCCACGCUGAGUGCUACGAUGGGCUUCAAUUUGACCGUCACGUUGCUCCUCUGUGCCCCACCGUUCAUGUUGGGUGUGAUCAUAACAUUCGCCAUCUCCAGACAUUCUGAUAUAACUGGCGAGAGGUUCUAUCAUAUCUCGCUGCCCAUAUUGGGCAGCGUAGCUGGCUUUGUGAUCGCUCUGUCCACAAUGAACACUGCCGCAAGAUACGUCUCCCUUUUCCUGAUGGCUCAGUCAUACGCUGGCUUCGUGGUUCUCUAUACAUGGGUCAGCAGCUCCUUUCCUCGGCCGCCAUCAAAACGAGCGGUAGUGUUCGCGGUCGUGAACGCAUUCUCGCAGCUAGGGAACAUCGCUGGCUCGUAUGUCUGGCCAAGCGCAUGGGGCCCCACAUACCGCAAGUCUUACGCUAUAUGCAUCUCGACUGCGGGCUGCACGAUUGCAAUGUGCUACAUCUUCAAGCUGCAUCUCGCCCACCUGAACAGGGAACUUGAAAGGGAGGAAGCUAAGAAGGGUGUGAAAGAAAAGGGCUUCCGCUAUCUCCUUUGA
This is a messenger RNA of Dichomitus squalens LYAD-421 SS1, 1461 nucleotides long. RefSeq names its product sugar transporter. Gene Ontology annotation, cellular component: membrane. The record is from RefSeq and is a predicted model, not a curated record. The transcript is spliced from 9 exons. Bases 1 to 1461 code for a protein of 486 amino acids. NCBI's taxonomy places the organism in Eukaryota, Fungi, Basidiomycota, Agaricomycetes, Polyporales, Polyporaceae. Gene Ontology annotation, biological process: transmembrane transport. Gene Ontology annotation, molecular function: transmembrane transporter activity.